Messenger RNA from Nannospalax galili (Upper Galilee mountains blind mole rat), 2172 nucleotides. It is a transcript of the gene Naif1, whose product is annotated as nuclear apoptosis inducing factor 1. Lineage: Eukaryota; Metazoa; Chordata; Mammalia; Rodentia; Spalacidae. The record is from RefSeq and is a predicted model, not a curated record. The transcript is spliced from 2 exons. Gene Ontology annotation, cellular component: nucleus. Bases 219 to 1202 code for a protein of 327 amino acids.
ACGCAGCUGGCUGGCAGCGGUCGGGCCGGUCCGGGCUGGGCCCUACGCACUUUGCGUAGCGAGAGGGGUUAACUAAGGCCUAGAGCUGGGCCUUGAGCAAGUCCUGCCUAUCCCCUAGAGGGGAGUGGGUGAGGGACGAGGUGGAGAAAGAAAAGAGGAGAAGUUGGGGCUGUUUAAGGGCAUUCUAAUUUCUUUAAAAAGAGAGCAAAGUGGAUGCCAUGGCUGUCCCAGCCAAGAAGAGAAAGAUGAACUUUUCAGAGCGGGAGGUGGAGAUCAUCGUGGAGGAGCUGGAGUUGAAGAAGCACCUGCUGGUGAACCACUUCAACGCUGGGGUCCCCCUGGCUGCCAAGAGCGCGGCCUGGCAUGGCAUCCUGAGAAGGGUCAACGCCGUAGCCACCUGCCGCAGGGAGCUGCCUGAGGUCAAGAAAAAGUGGUCUGAUCUCAAGACCGAGGUCCGACGCAAAGUUGCCCAAGUCCGGGCUGCUGUGGAAGGUGGCGAGGCCCCAGGGCCCACAGAGGAGGAUGGAGCUGGUGGGCCUGGGACAGGCGGUGGCAGUGGCGGCAGUGGCACAGCUGUAACCCCUGUACUGCUGACCCCCAUGCAACAACGCAUCUGCAACCUGCUGGGCGAGGCCACCAUCAUCAGCCUGCCCAGUACCACAGAGAUCCACCCUGUGGCCCUCGGACCCUCGGCCACUGCAGCUGCAGCCACGGUCACCCUGACACAGAUCCCUGCUGAGACCACCUAUCACACGCUGGAGGAGGGAGUGGUGGAGUACUGCACAGCCGAGGCUCCCCCACCCCUGCCAACCGAGGCCCCUGUGGAGAUGAUAGCCCAGCAUGCAGACGCAUCUGUCAAACCACAGGCACUCAAGAGCCGCAUUGCCCUCAACUCGGCCAAGCUGAUCCAAGAGCAGCGAGUCACCAACCUACAUGUGAAAGAGAUCGCCCAGCACCUGGAACAGCAGAAUGAUCUGUUACAGAUGAUCCGGCGUUCCCAGGAGGUACAGGCCUGUGCUCAGGAACGCCAGGCACAGGCCAUGGAGGGUACCCAGGCAGCUUUGAGUGUCCUUAUCCAGGUCCUCCGGCCCAUGAUCAAAGAUUUCCGACGCUACCUGCAGAGUAACACACCCAACCCAACCCCAGCUUCUGACCCUGGACAGGUGGCCCAGAAUGGGCAGCCAGACAGCAUCAUCCAGUGAGGGUAGGAGCCAAACCAGUGUUCUGCCGUGAUCAGAGGAAGCCUCUGUGGAAUUGUAAGUGGCUUCUGUGAGUGACUUUAAGUGGACCACAUAGAUAGCUCCCACUUGGAUAGCUAUUUGGGGUUUACUGGGCUGAGAAAUGAAGGAGGCUGGAAAGAAGAAUUUGCUGGCCUCCUGGGACCCAAUGUCUCUUAGUCCAACCUCUGGAACUGCCUUGUUGAAAUCAGGAAGGUUUAGCUAGGAGUCAUGUGUUCGGGUAAUAAGGCACAUGUUGUCAUGAUCCAAGGCUUGGGACACGACCCAGGCUUAGCCUAGGGCAACUUUAAAAGACAUAGUGAUUCUUAUUGGGGGCCAUGUCACAGCCCAGGAUCUAUGCCGAACUGCCCCACCCCAGGUCUACCAUCCUUUUUAGGGGGAUCCUGACAGUGGUGCUGGUGGAAAUGCAAUAACACGUUUCUCACUUGUGAGGAUGUCAGCCCAGUGCCACUGAGAAACCCCAGCCCUUUCUCACUGUGCCUCCAUCCUCAGGGGACUCUCCUUACUGCUGUGUGCCACACCCACUCAGGCUCAACCCGGCUCUGAAGUGCCCUAAGAUGCCCCUGCAGUAUACCUGGCAUGCAGCCAACCUGGAUCAGGCAUGCUGUGUGUGGUGGGAAUGGGUUGGCCCCUUUCUGGUCUUCCAUAUCAUGCCUGGGCAGCCCUCAUGUGGUUUGUCCCACCCCUAGACUUUGACACAGAUUGGGCUUCAGGUGCUGUCAAUUUUAGAGAAAGCAAACCAGUGUGGAAUCGUGUCCCCUGCUACAGUGCCGGUGAGGUAAACUGCUGGCUUUUCUCAGAAGGCUCAUGUCAAACAGGCUGUAUUUAUUCUAUGGGUGAACCCCUUCUGGGAAGAUUCCAGGCUCUGUGGUCACUCUUCCUUCCUCUCUGUUAGACCAGUGUCCAAAACACAGUGCCCCUGCCGAGCGUCCCA